UCAACAGCCAAUAAAAAAAAAUCACCAUGAACAAGAAAUCAUUCUUCCACCUUUGGAUCACUACCCUCUUCUGCAAUUCACUAACAGAGUCAGUUGCAUCGGUCACAGGCGGCUCAAAAUAUGAAGCUUGCAGGCCAACAAACUGCGGUAGCGUUCCCAAAAUAAGCUACCCCUUCAUCGUCGAAGGUGCAGGAGCAGACUACUGUGGCCUCCAAAGCUUCAGAAUCUCUUGUAAACAAAAUAGACCAUUUUUUUCGAUCAACAAAGGGUUUUCUUUCCUCAUAAAAGACAUCAGCUACGAACACCACUCCUUUCGACUACUAGCGAUCGACAACGACGCCGUUGACGCUUCUUGCGUUGAACCGAAAGUAACAUUUGAUAUUGAUCGAAAUUUAACAUAUAGUUCAAGCCACGCCUUCGUUGUGAUAUUUUACAGAUGCAGAACAACUUCAUUUCUUCCUGAUUUGGAGAAAAUACCUUUCGUAAGUCCUUGUGUUGAUAAUUCAUCAAUAUCGAAUUCCACUGCUACUCGUAACUCCCUUGUGGCUUUGGUACAAAAGGACGAUAUGUUGGGAACAAUUGGUGAAGAGUCGAACAAGCACUGCGAGGCUCAAGUUGCGAUACCGGUUGAGUUGAAUGACGACGUGAGUUCUGGUCAAACCAUAAGAACGGUCAACUAUGCUGAGCUGUUGACGAACGGGUUUAGCCUGACAUGGAAUGGACGAGAUAUAGAUCAGUGUACCGAGUGUGAGAGAAGCGGUGGCCGAUGUGGGUUUGAGAACGGGAAUAGUGCUUGUUACUGUCCCAAUGGAACCACUUCUUCGAGCUGUGGUACUCAUUCUACUGACACUGGUGCUGCUAAUAAUAGUACUGGAAAACCAGGAACAAACAGCUCGGCCAUCAAAACACCAAUGGAAAAACCAGGAAACAGCUCGGUCGUUAAAGCAUUAUUAAUUGGUAAAAUAAUUAUCAUGUUCAUUGUUUAUUGUGUUUGAUGAAAUUAUAUCUCACUUUACUAAAAAAAAAAGUAUUUCAUAUAUAAUAAACUAUAUAUGGUUUUAAUGGAGGUGAUGAUUAUUGGAAUCUAGCUAGGUAUAAAAUAUUGAUGCAGCAAAUCACUUUAAACUUUUACCUUCUUUUCACACACACAUACAAAAUAAACAAAUAAAUUAAUUAAUGAAGUAUCAGCGAGUGCAAUAAUUCAAUUAUAUCACAAAUUUAGUUGAUUAAAAACAAUAUAGGAAUAUAGAUACUUUAUUAAUAUUUGAUUUAUAUAUAUAUAUAGAUCCUGGUGCAAUUGUGUAUAUUAUUUCAAUUAAACAAUUAAUGAUAAGAUCAUG
Humulus lupulus (European hop) is the source of this 1340-nucleotide messenger RNA. RefSeq names its product LEAF RUST 10 DISEASE-RESISTANCE LOCUS RECEPTOR-LIKE PROTEIN KINASE-like 1.2. NCBI's taxonomy places the organism in Eukaryota, Viridiplantae, Streptophyta, Magnoliopsida, Rosales, Cannabaceae. The transcript has 3 exons. Gene Ontology annotation, molecular function: polysaccharide binding. Bases 27 to 995 code for a protein of 322 amino acids. The record is from RefSeq and is a predicted model, not a curated record.